AUGCCAACAAUGAAAGGGAUCCCAUCCCGUCUUAAAUUAUUGUCGUACUUUGGCUUAAGUUGUGCAGCUUUGGGAAUCCUUUGCAUAAUGAUGCCAAUACUAACAACUCCAUUAGUUCCACAAAUGGCACUCUGGCGUGGUUUAUUAAAAUAUAAUGAUCAUAUUCAUGUAGAUGUCUUGGCAGGUUUUUGGGGAGUUUGUACUUAUGAACAUAUCACGAGUUAUGAUUCAGAUUAUAAAAGUCCAAUUGAUGUAAAAACAAAAUGUACUUCAAGUAAACCAGCUUAUUCAUUUCAUUUAUCUGAUACAAUACCUGAUGCUAAAGGUGAUCUAAAUGUGACUCAAACUCUUUUUUUCUUUUGGUAUCCACUUGCUGCGAUGUUAACAGCUGUUUCAAUUUGUUUAUCACUCUCAUCGAAUUUUGAGAUUUGGAGAUACGCUUCAAUCUGUGCAUUAACAUCAGGUUUAAUGAGUUUAGGAGCCUUUGCAGCAACGAUGGUAAUCUUUUUACAAUUAACAUCAGAAUUAAUGAAAAGUCAAACUUCAAGAUUAUUACCAAUCAAAGGAGAAAUUUUAAUUGAAACUUAUUUACCUUUAAUUGGAUCGAUUUUAAUCAUAAUCUCAUCUAUAUUUUUCUUUAAUAAAUUUUUAGAAGGUUUACGUGAUUAUAGAAGAUCAGAUCAAGAUGAAUUUCUUUCAGGUCAUAAUCGUACUUAUUGGUCACAAUUCUUAAGACGUAAAUCUGGUAGUCAUAAAGGAAAAGAAGAGAUUGAAGAUAAAGGUAAAGAAGAAAUUAAAGAUAAAGGAAAAGGAAAAGUUGAAGAAGAAGUUCAAUCUGAAUCAGGUCAAAGUAAUUUACCACCACCACCUCCUCUGCAAGAUGAUCCAACACCAAAAAAGAAAAAGAGAAAGAGUGUUUCAAAAGCAUCUUGA
This is a messenger RNA of Melampsora larici-populina 98AG31, 933 nucleotides long. RefSeq lists its product as uncharacterized. Gene Ontology annotation, cellular component: plasma membrane. Bases 1 to 933 code for a protein of 310 amino acids. The record is from RefSeq and is a predicted model, not a curated record. The transcript has 3 exons. NCBI's taxonomy places the organism in Eukaryota, Fungi, Basidiomycota, Pucciniomycetes, Pucciniales, Melampsoraceae.